AUGAAAAAAGAAAAUUGGCAGUUGCAUCCACCGUUAUUUCCUGAAUUACAUUGGAGUAAAAGUGGAACAUUACUCAUUCAUAAUGAUACGCAUCGUUUUCUAUUUUUUAAUGAAUCAAACAUUGAAGUUGCUGUGACACAAGAUUUAAUCCAUUAUGAAUACACGGGCAAAACAUUUCUUCAAAUUCGUCCAAAUUAUUUUGACAGUGAGCUCGUCGAGCCUGGUCCAGAACCACGAAAAAUAAGUGAUGGUAAUUACUUAUUUUUAUACAAUUCGGGACGUCAAGUAUCAACGCCAAAUUCAAAACCAAAUUGGCAUCGAGAAUACAAUGUGGGAUGGGCAAUCAUGGACAAAAAUGAUCCAAUGAAUAUUUUGGCAAGGAGUGAUGAACCAAUUCUUUCACCAGUUUUAGAUUGGGAAAAGUGUGAUAAUAAUUCAGAUAAAUGGAGUGAUCUAGGCCUCACACCAUUAGUCGUGUUUGUUGAGGGUUGGAAACAAAUUGCACAUGAUGAAUUUAUCGUAUGGUAUCAAGGCUGUGAUAGCGUCACUGGAGUGGCAAAAUUAACAAUUAAGUUUGAUACAUAA
This is a messenger RNA of Didymodactylos carnosus, 585 nucleotides long. The record is from the annotation of a GenBank genome assembly. Lineage: Eukaryota; Metazoa; Rotifera; Eurotatoria; Philodinida; Philodinidae.